AUGGCAGUAACAAUGUCGGACGGUCCGAAUCGGAAGGCUUGCGACAGGUGCCAUACCCAGAAGCUCAGCUGUAAGCGCGUCGGCGAUGAAGCUUGCGAGCGCUGUAUCAGGCUCAACACGCAGUGCAAAUCAAGCCCAUCCCUGCGGUAUCGGAAGCAACAUCAACAACAACCCACUGGCGACGUCGUGCGAAGAAGCAUUCCGUCGCCAAAGCGUCAGCGGACUGACGACGGGAGCCACGUUGUACAGCCCGAUCUGUCCAUUGUCAAGACCCAACCGGGUGAUUCUGUCCUGAGGAAUCCUGGGUUUGGUGAUCACGCUGUCUCGCCAGAUGCCAUGUUGGACAUUGUCAACUUCGACUUUGGCUUUGGCCAACCGAGCCUCUACCCCAACCCAGCGCCAAAUCAGCCUCUUCCGCCGCCAUUCCACGGUGAAAUCGACGACUUGAUGUCUGGAGAUUCCAUCUCUCACGCAUGGAGUCCCCCACACUCUGCAACAUCGGAGUCGGCAUUCACAUCUCCCGUGGGUCCCCACGCAGAUUCCGUCAGUCAAGUCUACCUGGGAAGCCCGGGCUCCUACAAACAGCCUCCGAGGCUUGGACCACCGCAGGACGAUAUCAGUCCCAUGAAAAGGCAGAGAAAACGCGCAAAGCAAAGAACUCGGCAAAUCACUCUUCAACCGGCUGCAAGUGGAAAGGCCCCGUCUGCCGAAGAGUGGAUGCCCCGGAUCAUCAACAUCAACUCCAGACUUUUCGAGCUAUCGUCAAGCCUCCGACACCACGUCGAACCUUCGGACUGUGCUGGACGAUCCAGCAUGGCCUCGAGUCCCGAUGAGGGCAAUGCGACGAUGACGCCUUUCCCCGUCGACGAAAUGUUCAAACUUUCACGCCACUUUGCCGAGAUACUUUCGGAGAUGGCACCGGUCGAGGACGCCUCCCCCGCUAGCGAGACGGACAGGCACCAGCCGGCUAGGGGACUCGACUCGCUGGCGGAUCCGGCGACUUGCCUCUUCAUUCUCUCCACAUAUGUCCGACUCCUCGACAUGUACCAGAAGGUGUUCAGCUGCAUUCACUAUCAACUAGCACAUUUGCAGCCGGCCAUCUUGUUUCAGUCUUGGAAACUCCCUGGCGUCACUGUCGGUUCCUUUGCGGUCGACUCGACGCCUUCACUGCAAAUGUCUCUUACAAUCCAGUUAGCCGAAGAGUUUCUCUUGCAGAUGCGGCGGGCAGCGUCUUCACUGGAUCCGACUCUGCGAUCGGCAGGUUCACCAUCAGGAAGGGUGCUCGACGCGAGCUCCAUGUUCUCCGGGGUAGUAGAUGUCUCGUUCCAGGCCCUGAAAAGGCAAGAAGAGAGCCUUGGUCAGGAGCUCAAGGACUUGCGUAAGGACAUGGAGUCCUUUCUGGACGCAUGA
Molecule: messenger RNA, 1410 nt
Organism: Colletotrichum karsti
Lineage: Eukaryota; Fungi; Ascomycota; Sordariomycetes; Glomerellales; Glomerellaceae
Exons: 2
Coding region: 1-1410 (469 amino acids)
Biological process (GO): regulation of DNA-templated transcription
Molecular function (GO): zinc ion binding; DNA-binding transcription factor activity, RNA polymerase II-specific
Source: RefSeq, a predicted model, not a curated record